Aspergillus glaucus CBS 516.65 is the source of this 834-nucleotide messenger RNA. RefSeq lists its product as uncharacterized. The record is from RefSeq and is a predicted model, not a curated record. NCBI's taxonomy places the organism in Eukaryota, Fungi, Ascomycota, Eurotiomycetes, Eurotiales, Aspergillaceae. Bases 13 to 810 code for a protein of 265 amino acids. The transcript is spliced from 2 exons.
AAGCGACACAAGAUGGCAGGCGAGAAUGUGCUCAUUUUUGGGGGCAACGGAAGAAUUGCUCGAUCCAUGGCCAGUUUGAUGCUGGCCCGUUCAUGGAAGGUCACAAGUGUCAUCAGAAACGUCAAACAAAAAGACAGUAUCCUGCAACUAGGCGAGAACCAGCCUGGGAAGAUCAAUGUGCUGAGCAUGGAUAUGCAAAAUAUCAGGAAUCCAGCCGAUGUAUCAAGGAUUCUUGAGACUGUCAAACCGACUUGUGUUGUCUUUGCAGCAGGCUCAUUCCAGAACGUCUACGCCAUCGAUCGCGAUGCAGCCCAGCGAAUAAUAAAAGCCUCCACCGAUGCCCCAUUCAUCGCCAAAUUCUUGAUGCUUUCCUUUCCUUCGUCGCGCAAAAGCGCGGCCCCAUGGUGGGGGGAAAGCGAUAUUCAAAACUGGCAGCAAGAAAUAAACUCCUAUCCCGAUAUAGCCGAGGCCAAGAUUCAAGCGGAUGAGUAUCUGGUUGCCAUGAGCAAGGCGCGAGAAUCCUCUUCUGGCUCGCCCUUUCAAGCAAUCAGCUUGCGGCCAAGUUGGCUUCGUACAGGACCACCUAUGGGGCGAGUGAAAUUGGGCAAGACUCCUGCGUUGGGCCAGGUAAAUAUCGCCGAUGUUGCGGCGGUAGGAGUGAGUCUCCUGGCACGGAACGACACAAGUGGCUGGUACGAUCUAGUUCAAGGUUCCGAUAUCGUGGAAAAUGCAGUAGACAUGUGCGUGAAAAAUGAGGUCAACUGUAUUGAAGGGGAGGAUCUUGAUCGUAACUUUGCAUUUGGAGAUUAGCGUCUUUUAUAGUUUCGAGCGGUG